This is a messenger RNA of Galeopterus variegatus (Sunda flying lemur), 960 nucleotides long. RefSeq names its product olfactory receptor 51L1-like. The transcript has a single exon. Gene Ontology annotation, molecular function: olfactory receptor activity; G protein-coupled receptor activity. The record is from RefSeq and is a predicted model, not a curated record. NCBI's taxonomy places the organism in Eukaryota, Metazoa, Chordata, Mammalia, Dermoptera, Cynocephalidae. Gene Ontology annotation, cellular component: membrane. Gene Ontology annotation, biological process: G protein-coupled receptor signaling pathway. The coding region runs from base 1 to 960 and encodes 319 amino acids.
AUGGCAACCUCAAACUCCAGCAAUACUUUGUCUUCCACAUUCUAUCUCACAGGUAUCCCUGGCUAUGAAGGAUUUCACCACUGGAUUUCCAUCCCAUUCUGUCUGCUCUACCUUGCUGGAAUAAUGGGCAACUGUACCAUCCUGUACAUUAUUUGGACAGACCCCAGGCUCCAUGAGCCCAUGUACUAUUUCCUGGCCAUGCUUUCUGUAACUGACAUGGGCAUGUCCCUACCCACAAUGAUAUCACUCUUCAGGGUGUUGUGGUCCAUUUCUAGGGAAAUACAGUUCAAUAUCUGUGUGCUCCAAAUGUUUUUCAUUCACACAUUCUCUUUCACUGAAUCAUCUGUGCUCUUGGCCAUGGCUCUUGACCGGUAUGUAGCUAUCUGUCACCCUCUGCGAUAUGCUAUCAUUCUUACCCCAAAACUUAUUGCCAAGAUUGGAAUUGCAGCCCUGCUCAGGAGUGCUAUUGCAAUAACUCCACUUCUGGCCCGUCUGGCCUUCUUUCCCUUCUGCCACUCCCACAUCCUUUCUCAUUCCUAUUGUCUGCACCAGGACAUGAUCCGUCUUGCCUGUGCUGACACCAAGUUUAAUGUUAUAUAUGGGUUGGUUCUGAUCACUGUGCUAUGGGGCAUGGACUCCCUGGGCAUUUUCACAUCUUAUGUUUUUAUUCUUCACUCAGUGUUAAGAAUUGCAUCCCGUGAAGGGAGGAUUAAGGCCUUCAACACAUGUGCAUCACACAUCUGUGCUGUACUCAUUCUAUAUGUGCCUAUGAUGGGGUUAUCUGUUGUUCACCGUUUUGCUAAACACUCCUCCCUGCUCAUCCACAUCUUUAUGGCUCACAUCUACUUAUUGGUUCCACCGGUGCUCAACCCAAUCAUCUAUAGUGUGAAGACCAAGCAGAUCCGGCAAGGAGUUCUCCACCUUCUUCUUCCCUGCAAGAUUAGUUCUGCAGUGAUGUAG